GGCUAACUUAUACUAUUAACAAUAUCUGGUGAUGAUGAGAAAAAGUGUCAAAGUUAUUGAUUAAAUAAACUUGAAAGGCCACUGCUUUUAUUAUAAUGUUUACUCGGCAUCUAAUAAGAGAGUAUGGAGGAAAAGAUACCCGGAACCAAUACAAUGCAUAUAAAGGAAGCCUAAGUUUUAUCCAGAGGCUCCAGAUUGAAAGAAGACUGGAGGUCCAUAGUGGCUGUGUCAACACGAUAUGCUGGAAUGACAGAGGAACCAACAUCCUGUCUGGCUCUGAUGACCUCCAUCUAGUCGUCAGCAAUCCUUAUAAUGGCAAGAUCAUACACAAGAUACGAUCAGGUCACAGGCAGAACAUCUUCAGUGCCAAGUACCUAGCCAAUGGCCUGGACAAUGAGACCAUCAGCUGUUCUGGGGAUGGGAAGAUAUUCUACACACACCUCGAGAGAGAGGACCUGGCCAAUGCACACAUGUUUGACUGCCACUUCGGCACUACUUACGAGGUGUUGGUGAUUCCCAAUGAAGCAUCCACCUUCCUGUCUUGUGGCGAGGACGGCACCGUCAGGUUCUUCGACCUCCGAGAAAAAUCCUCGUGCUCCAAGCCCUCUUGUAAAGAAGAUGUGAUGAUCACCUGCAGGAGUGCCAUCACAGCAAUGGCCGCCAAUCCUCUGCAUCCAUGGCAACUGGGAGUGGGGUGUUCUGACAGCUCUGUAAGGAUUUAUGACAGAAGAAUGCUCGGAACGAGAGCAACAGGUAACUACAGCGGUAAGAGCUUGAAGGGCCUGUUAAGCAUGUUUACCCCACCCAGCCUGGAGAAGGAGUCAUACAGAGUUACAUCCCUUCACUACAGCAGCGACGGGAGAGACGUUCUUGUCAGCUAUUCCUCCGAGCAGAUUUACAUCUUCUCUUCACAGGACUGUGAUGAUUUUAAACCAUUGGUCAAAGAAGUACCAGAAAUUAAGUCCAGUGGGGUCCCAGCCACAGAGUCCAGUGACGAGCCGAGCCCUGGCCAAUCAUCUGCCAGUGAUGGGGUUGCCUUGCCCACCAAUGACACAGAAACAAGGCAGCCCCCUGUGAAAAGACUGCGACUGCGAGGUGACUGGUCAGACACUGGACCAGGGGCCAGGCCAGAGCGACAGACACCUGGUGGCACCACGAGCGAAGCUGGCCAGGAACACCAGGAAGCCACAGGGAGUGCCCGUAGCAGAGUGAUGAACAGGAUGUCAGACCUGCUGACCCGCUGGCUGGUGACCAACAUGAGGUCUACUCAGGCACAGAGGGACUCUCAGACGACAGAGGGGGGAGGGGAACAGGGGGCACAGGAGCUGGUAGGGGCUGACAGGGGGGCAACGGAAGGGUCCUUAGAAGGAGCUAGUGAAGGAGAUCAGCCAGCAAGUGAUAACAAUCAUGAGCCAGUACAGGAGAUUCAUGAGUUUAGUGAAGAGACACAAGCAAUGUUAACAGAAAUGGGAAGAGACAUUCCAAGGAAUGUGAGUUCACAGAGUGACUCUUUGUCUGGACAACAUUCAGGGGAAGCAGAGAUGUACUCAGAGAGUGAAAAUGUACAGUCAGAAAAAGAAAGCACAGCUUGUGGUCACACUGAUGAUAGUUCUUUCAAUGAUUCACAAACUGUUCCAUCUAAGUCAGAUAUUGCCAAUGUAGAGGAAUCCUUAACAAACAUUGAUAAUGGAACAUCCAGUAAGUCAAUUCCAGAAAUAUGUCGUGAUCAUGACAUCAAUGAAUCUAAAAGUAAAGGAUAUGAUGAAGAUGCAUAUACGCCGCAGACUUUCAACUUAAAGGCAGAAAGCCCUGAUUCAGUUGGUUCAAAGUCAGAUGAGUCCCAGUCUUCUGUGGUGAAUAAGAUAGAAGUGAUGGCCGUCAGUGAUGAACUGGCAGAGGAUAACUCCAGUAAACAUUGUGAUAAUGAGACUGAAAUCAGUGAUGCUUAUAAUCCACUAUAUCCAACAACAUACAAAUCAGCUUUAGAAUCUGAAAUUGCUGGAGGUAUGGAAUCUAAUUCAGUUCCUGUGUCCCAACCUGAAGCUGGUGAACUGGGAUCACAUGGUGAGCAAGAUCGUUCUGAAUCAUCACUAGCAAACAACACAAGUGAAAGAACUGAGAUUCGGGCCGCUGUUGAGAGCCUGAGGGCCCAGAAUCUGGCCCCUGUUGUUAGCCUGCACUAUUCCUCAGAGGGGACAUCAGCUGGGACUAUAAGGGUCGGCUUCACACAGUUCCAGAGUCUAGAAGACGAAAUUGCUGCUGAGAAUCCUACCCUUGGUGACUCACAAACAGAGAGUGACAAUAAUAGUGUCAGUGUAAUUAGACAAAAUAUAUCAGACACUGUGAAUACUAGUAGUUCUCAACAAGAGUUAAACGUUGAUGACAGCAGAGACAUCGCAAAUAGCUCUGUGUUGCAGGGUAACAGUGAAGUAAAUGAUGGAAGCAAAAAUCAGAAACAUACUCCAGAAAAUGACAAUAGACAUGCGAGUGAAUCAUACUCAAUGGAAACUCAAAAUACAAAAUCUGAAGAGACAAUGUUGAAGCCCUUCUGUCCUGAAGAAAUGGAGGUAGCUUCUGGUAGUAAUGUUAAAGAUUUGCCCGAUGAUGUUGAUUCAGACAUGGAGGAGAACGAACAAGCAUACUGUGAUAAUGAGGAUAGGACUAGGACUAAACUGCUUCCAAGUGUCUCUGUACAGGUGGAAGGAGCGAUGAGCAAUGAAGGGAAAAGUGAACAAAAUAUUGUUGAUAAUAAAGUUGAUAUUAACAUCAUUGCAGAAGAUUCAGAAAGCCAUACAGAAGAGAUUAGGAGUGAAGUAUUAGAAACAGUCACCUCAGUUGGUAAUGAAGCAACGGGAGACAGCAGGACUGAUUCACAAGCGACUGGGGGUGAGGAAAAUGUGUCAGGAACAUUGCCCAGACAGAGGCGUAUAGGGCACAGUGGUCCACCGACAGGCAGCUUUCACCUGAAUAGCAGUGAUAGCAGCAGUGAUGAUGAGGGUGGUGCUGAAAGCAGACGGGAGGACUUAAUGCGACAGACAGCUGCCCGUAAGCUGCAGGCAUUCCACCGACUCAGGCAGGAGGCCCGGGAAAAGAAGGAAAUGGCCGAGAGUAACAUUGGCCGACCCACCGUCAAACACGUGUACAAGGGACAUAGAAACGCCAGAACCAUGAUAAAGGAGGCAAGCUUCUGGGGAGACAAUUACGUUAUGAGCGGUUCAGACUGUGGUCACGUGUUUGUAUGGGACCGACACACAACAGAGGUGGUUAUGCUGCUAGAGGCUGAUAAACAUGUCGUCAACUGUAUACAGCCACAUCCCUUUGAUCCAGUAUUAGCUACAAGUGGUAUUGACUAUGACAUCAAGAUAUGGAGCCCUCUCAAUGAGAAGCCAAGCUUUGAUGAACAAAGAGCUAAGGAGGUCAUGUUACACAAUGAGAUAAUGUUGGAGGAGACACGUGACACUAUCACUGUUCCAGCAUCCUUCAUGCUGCGAGUCCUCGCGUCCAUCAACAGCAUACGCUCAGGUCGACGAGCGAUGGAGAGAAAUAGGACGUCAUCGGGGGAGAACCAAGACGAGGCUGGCAGACAGGCCAGUGAUACAGAUUAAUUUCCACGCCUUUCGGAUACUUGGAAGUUAUUAUCAUGGUGCUCAGUGAUAAGGGAUUAAGUGCCAUCGGUAUAUUCUACAUAGGACGUCAUCGGGGGAGAACCAAGACGAGGCUGGCAGACAGGCCAGUGAUACAGAUUAAUUUCCACGCCUUUCGGAUACUUGAAGUUAUUAUCAUGGUGCUCAGUGAUAAGGGAUUAAGUGUCAUCCCUAUAUGCUACAUUAACCCUUUUGUUCAUAAGGAUGUGGCCAAAUCACGCACCCCUAGUUAAUCCCCUUAUUGAAUAACUUUAAAGUAAAAAAGCGUAUCAAUAAGCUUUCGGUUAGAGAAAUAAAAAGGCACAUAUAUAAAGCUAUGGAUAGAGGAGUAAAAAGGUGUACCUAUAAGGAAUGUUUCAGUAAAUGCAUGUCAGUAAUACACAAUUUAUACAAUGGCUAUCAGAGAGUCUGUUAUACAGAUUCAAACACCAUUAUACACAUAUGGGAAAUUAUAUCAAAGUUCCUAACUUCUAAAUGAUAAUAAAAAAAUAAAAUGUCAAACAUGUUCCUGCAUAAAAAGAAUUACCAAAUGUUUCUCAUGUGCUAUAAAUCACCUAAAAUUGAUUAACAUUAUUAUGUUAAUAUCUGCUAUUAUCUGUUCAAGCUUGAUAAUUUCAUUGUAUAUGUUUUGUUUGUACAAAACGUUGAUUCAAAAAUACCUCAUUUUCAAAUCUUGUAUUAAAAGCUACAAACAUUCAUGUGAAAUGUCGCUGUUUCAUGAUUGUGGAUUAGGGUUUUAUCAAUUAGCAGAUAAUUUCGUAAUCGAUCUUUGCAUAAUCUAAAGAAAUGUAAGAAUGACCAUACAUCAAGUAGUUAUGGCCAAAUUAGCUGUAAGAAUGACCAUACAUUAAGUAUUUAUGGCCAAAUUAGCUGUAAGAAUGACCAUACAUUAAGUAUUUAUGGCCAAAUUAGCUGUAAGAAUGACCAUACAUUAAGUAUUUAUGGCCAAAUUAGCUGUAAGAAUGACCAUACAUCAAGUAUUUAUGGCCAAAUUAGCUGUAAGAAUGACCAUACAUCAAGUAUUUAUGGCCAAAUUAGCUGUAAGAAUGACCAUACAUCAAGUAUUUAUGGCCAAAUUAGCUUUACAUUCAUUUGUUUCGCAUUAUGAUACUUUCUUUAAUGCAACUGAUAUAUUGCAUGCAUGCACAUUCGUUACCGCUUCGUAACCUAUUAUAUAAUGAUCAGUAAUCAUUUAAGAUGGAUAUUCAUCAUGCCAAAAUUGAGAUACAAUGAACAGUAUUUGUGCAUUUUCACUAGAAAAGUGAUAUAAUUGGCACUUUCAUUUCAAUGUGCAAUUUCUUAAGCUUUUGCUGUAAGAUUUCUAAAAAAAAUUCACAAAGCUACAUUUA
Molecule: messenger RNA, 4993 nt
Organism: Mya arenaria
Lineage: Eukaryota; Metazoa; Mollusca; Bivalvia; Myida; Myidae
Product: DDB1- and CUL4-associated factor 6-like
Exons: 16
Coding region: 96-3605 (1169 amino acids)
Biological process (GO): positive regulation of transcription by RNA polymerase II
Cellular component (GO): Cul4-RING E3 ubiquitin ligase complex; cytoplasm
Molecular function (GO): protein binding
Source: RefSeq, a predicted model, not a curated record